GUGACAACAACAGCACGCGCCGAGCCCGAGCAGCAUCCCUUCUGGCCCUGCCCAACCAGCCCCCUAAAACACCCCAGAAGAAGAAGACGACGAAGGCUCCACACCCACGGGCCAGCGCUGGGGACCUGCUGGCCAGCGACACCCUCAGCCCCAACACUGCCAGGACAACACCUCCACCACCGCCGCCGGGAAGUCUUAACCUUCUCAUGCAGCAGAAGUAGAGCUCUCAUGGGCACGUCCACCCUCGACCACGACAAUGGACCCUAGGCCGCCGGUGUGUGGAGGAAAAGAGAACAAGGAAAGAACGAGGACAACAACAACACACUCAGCUUCCGCAAAGAAGGACAAGCAGGACCCGGACGGUGACAUCAUUAUGAGGCUUGAGUACGGUCUCCUGAACUCCUCGUCCCUGGAGCUGAUUGAGCAACCCAUCACCGACCCGUACGCUCUCAACAGCGCGGAGACGGUGGUGAGCAUAGCCAAGGGGUGCGAGGAGGAGGUGUGCAAAGUGGACAUGCAGACCGAGGUGGCGUUCCUGGAUGGCAAUAACAGUUCGGUCAUCAUAGGCAAGAUCAACCGGCUUGAGGUGACAGCAAGCAACAAGGGGGAACACGUGUACCUCCCCAGCCUAAUGGUGAGCCUGGCGCCGCCCCUCGUGGUCUUCCAGCCUCCUCACCAGUGCAUCUUCCACUCCUCCGAGCUUGUGUAUAACUUGACCAACCCUCUGAAGAGCAGUGCUGAGAGCGUGUGAAGCAGUUUGCCAACCUGGUCCUGGCCCUCAUGAUGCUGUUCGCCAGGUACAAUCACUGGAUGGUGGCCGACAAGUUUGAGAGACUCGCCCCCUCACUGGUGUUCUUCAUGCUAACCUGACGGCUCAUCGCUGAGUACCAAAUCCAGCGGAAGGAGAAGAUGGACAAGGCGGCGGCAGCGGCCAAGAAGUCACCCGCCGCAGUCGCCGAAGGGAAGGACGGAGGAACAGCCGCCAACUCCAUCGCUGGCGGCUCCACAUCUACUCUCGUUUCCUCCUCCUCCUCCUCCUCGCCCUCCUCUUCCUCCUCCUCCUCGCCCUCCUCCUCCUUUUCUCAACAUGGACGGUCGAAGGAGGAUGUUUAGUGUGGAGGUGUUUGAUUGGGGUUUGUGGUUCAGUGUUUUUAUUUUCAUUUGUGUGUGUGUGUGUGUGUGUGUGCUACCCUUCCCUCCCUCCCUCGCCCCAAUGUUUGUCUCUAGGUGUUUGUAGGCGAUAAGAUGACCUUUCAACACACCUUCUCUCUUUCCUUUAUUCUUUCCCUCUUUACGACGUUGUUGUAAGUAUAUGUAACCUUGAACUAACGAAAUACAAGUUACGUGAACCCUACCCUCGAGAUAUGUUAUUUUGAUCUCUGUACGUAUAGGCAAGAUUACGUCUCUUAAACUAACGAUAUAUAAGUUAUGUCAACCUUAACCUGCGAGAUGUUUGUCUAAGUAACUUCAAUUCACACUUUGAUCUCUGUACGUCGAGGCAAGGUUACGUCAGCCCAGCACUCACUGUUUGCUUAUUUCUCGUCUUUACGUAGACGUAACAUUACGAUCCUUGUAUUGUUGUAGGACUUGUGUUGUGGAGAGGAAGUAUUGCUGUAGGACUUGUGUUAUGGAGAGGAAGUAUUGCUAUAGGACUCGUGUUGUGGAAAGUAUUGCUGUAGGACUUGUGUUGUGGAGAGGAAGUAUUGCUGUAGGACUUGUGUUAUGGAGAGGAAGUAUUGCUAUAGGACUCGUGUUGUGGAAAGUAUUGCUGUAGGACUUGUGUUGUGGAGAGGAAGUAUUGCUGUAGGACUUGUGUUGUGGAGAGGAAGUAUUGCUAUAGGACUUGUGUUGUGGAGAGGAAGUAUUGCUGUAGGACUUGUGUUGUGGAGAGGAAGUAUUGCUGUAGGACUUGUGUUGUGGAGAGGAAGUAUUGCUGUAGGACUUGUGUUGUGGAGAGGAAGUAUUGCUGUAGGACUUGUGUUGUGGAGAGGAAGUAUUGCUGUAGGACUUGUGUUGUGGAGAGGAAGUAUUGCUGUAGGACUUGUGUUGUGGAGAGGAAGUAUUGCUGUAGGACUUGUGUUGUGGAGAGGAAGUAUUGCUGUAGGACUUGUGUUGUGGAGAGGAAGUAUUGCUGUAGGACUUGUGUUGUGGAGAGGAAGUAUUGCUGUAGGACUUGUGUUGUGGAGAGGAAGUAUUGCUGUAGGACUUGUGUUGUGGAGAGGAAGUAUUGCUGUAGGACUUGUGUUGCUGAGAGGAAGUAUUGCUGUAGGACUUGUGUUGUGGAGAGGAAGUAUUGCUGUAGGACUUGUGUUAUGAAAGAGAGAGUUCGUAAUGACAAUAUAUUUUAAGUUCUUCCGACUCGGAACGACAACACAGGCUCGGGAUAAACGGUUACGUAGAGUCGGUUACGAGGAGGUUCUUUUCGGCUCCAUAUAUUACUUGUCGUCUCAAGGAGGUACAUACAUAUAUCGUUUAGUCAUGUACGCCGGGUUUUUCAAGCAUGGUAGUAGUAUCAAGCUCUGUGGCUGGUGUGACUUUGCUUCUAAUUUUGAGAUGGAGUUGUUAGCUAGAAGUCCUGGAUUUUCAGAGUGAAGUCAACACAUUAACAAACCAGCAAAGACAAGUCAGCCACAGUGUUCUUGACGAAGGCUAAUACAGCGUUUGAACAUUCAGGCGCUAAUUUCUUUGUUCGCCCUAAAGAUGAAACAAUCCAUUACUCUGUUGGCAGCCCAGAAGUCAAGUAUUUGUUCAUUAUUAAGAGGAAUAAAAACACUUUGAAUUGUU
Molecule: messenger RNA, 2784 nt
Organism: Eriocheir sinensis (Chinese mitten crab)
Lineage: Eukaryota; Metazoa; Arthropoda; Malacostraca; Decapoda; Varunidae
Exons: 7
Coding region: 257-751 (164 amino acids)
Source: RefSeq, a predicted model, not a curated record